AUGACCGCCGCGGCACUGCCAUCCGGCUCGUUGCGCAGCGACGGGGCGGCCCCCCCCGAGGAGCAGCGCGGCGGGCACUCGCCCGCCCUGCUGACCCACUUGCACCCGUCGCCCGCGUGCGGUCACGGCCCGCACCGCGGCCACAAGCCCUGGGCGGCGGGCGACCUCAAGCCCGGCGCGCCCCAGGACCUCGCCUCCUCGCCGCCGCCCUCCGCGCUCGGCGAGGCUGCGCUCAUCGGCGAGGCCGCAUGGUGGCCAGCCCUGGGCCGCCGCUGCAGCCUGCCGGCUGUGGCGCUCGGGCUCGUGCAAGGCUGCGCGACCGUGCCGCUACUGCUCGAGUUCACGGACAAGCUCGCGGGCGGCCUCGCCUGUGGCUGCCCGCGGGCGGUGGAGGAGCUUGGGCGGGGCGCCGAGGUCGAGGCCGGGCUGCUCUCGGCCGCGCUGCGGGCCUGCGACGUGCUCGGCUUCGUGUCCGUCGAUGCGCUGGCGGGCACUUGCUGCGCCGCCGGCGAGGGGUUCUGCGAGCUGACCGAGGUGCUGAGGCCAGGGUCUCUGGUCGCUAGCGCUCUCAGGAGCGUGCACUCGGCCAUGAUCCGGGGCAGGUCGCCCUCCGACCAGCUGGGCGCGUGCCUGGUGGCGUGGGGCGCGCGCCGAGCCUGGGCGGGCUCCCGGUCGCUGGGGCUGCUGUUGGACGGGGCCGUGCUGACGCCCCUGCUCGCGGCGGCCGGGCGCUUCGCGCGGGCGGGCCGGCGGCUGGACUUCGCUGGGCUGGACCGCCAGCUGCAGGCGGGCCUGGAGGGCGUGCUCGACGAGCUGCUGGACCUCGGCGAGAUGGACGCUGCGGGCUGCGUGGGCCUGACGUCGCGCGGCUGGGGGGAGCUCUGGUCCUUCUGCAGCAUCCUCGCCCCGCUGGCGCCGCUGCUGCCGGUUCCCUGCAGUCCGCCCAGCGCGCCGCCGGACAGCGCGUCCGCGGCAGACUGCCCCGACAGCCCGCAGCACGUGCUGUGCGCGAAGGACCUGCUGCACCAGGUGCGCGCCGUGUUCAACGCCGGGCCCUUCAAGGCGCAGCCGCGCUUCGUCGCCGCAGCUGGAGAGGGCGCUGGCGCUCUGCUGGUCUCCGUGCGGCAGCACGUGCAGCGCUUCACGCAGCGCGGGGCCCUGCUGGACGCCUUCCCGCUGACGGCCGUCGUGGUGGCGACCGACAAGGCGCAGGGCGCGGCGCUGAAGAGGGCGAACCCGCAGGCCUGGUUUAAGGUGGUCGUCGGCGGCGCUGGCUCCGCGGAGCAGCUGCUUGCUGCUCUCGCGAAGGCGCGCGCGGCACCCCAGGAGACCCUGCUCCUGGCCCCCCUGCUGUGCGGCGACGUGCUGGCCACGCCGCCGAGGAGACCGCUGGACGAGGCCAGCACCGCGGGCGCCUUUGCGCGGGGCGCGCUGGGGAGUCUGCCAAACCUGGGCCCCGAGGGCAGGCAGGUCUCGCCGUGCGCAGUGUUCGCCUCCCUGGUGGAGCGCCUGGGGGACCAGUUCGGCGCGAAGCUGGGCGCGACCGCGGGGAUCUGCUGCCAGGACCCCACGGCGCUUGGCGUGCAGGCGUUGCGGCAGUCGUUCAUGCAAGGCGCGCCGCUCUGCGGGGACCUGGCGCACGGCCUCGGGCGCGGGGCGCUGGUGCCGGCGCCAGCGCUGGCUCUGGCGGCGGCCAUGGCAGGGCUCAUCCCCGACUCGGUCGAGAUGCUGCGACAGGUGUCCACUCAGCCCGUGGGCGCGGGGUAUUGCGGCACGUUGAGCCAGUGCCUCAGGCUGCAGCCGUUCCAGAUCCGGCUGGCGGAACAGGCCGACUUGCCAGAGUUGAUGGCCCUCGAGGAGCAGUGCUGGGCCGCCAACCUCCGCGCAACGGAGCUCGCGAUGCGCGCGAGGCUGAGCACGUCCCCCGAGACGGUCCUCGUGGCCACGAAGGAGGACGGCCGCCUGGUGGCGGCGCUGUGGAUGCAGCGGAUCGACGAGGAGACCGACGUCCUCCAGAUGCAGUACGAAGGUACCCACCUCCACCACAGGCCGGCUGGCAAGCUCGUGCAGCUGCUCGCGAUCGCCUCGAGCGAGACCGGCGUGGGAAACAAGCUCAGGAACUUCGCGCUGCACCUGGCGUGCCUGGACCCCACCGUCGAGGGGGUGGUCGCUGUCACCCGCGCCUCCGACUUUCACGGCGGCAGCCCCACUGAGAUGGAGGAUUACAUCGACCAGGUCGCCGCAGGCCACUCGCGGGACGGCACCGUCACCGGCUUCCAUAUGGACGCGGGUGCGCGGGUCAGGUUCGCGGUGCCCAAUUAUCGCCACAAGGACACCGACAACUUCGGCUACGGCGUGCUGAUCCGCUACAACAUUCUCGACAGGGCCUCCCUCGGCCGGCCUCUGCUGCAGCCUGAGCAGGCGGCGACCGAGGGCGCUGCCAGCGAGGAUGCGGCACCGCUGUUGGGCGGAGGGUCGCGCGAGUUGAUCGAGGGCCUCUGCCGGAAGCUGGCGCCGGAGGACGACAUCACGCAGCCGUUCAUGGACUUCCUUGAUUCCAUGGAGGUAUCGCAGCUCUCGGACAUGAUCGGGAGGGAGAUCGGCAGGAGGCUGAACCCCACCGUGGUCCUGGACUACCCGAGCGUGGAGCUGCUGAGCGCGCAUCUGGACGAGACCGUCUUCGCUAGGGCCAAGGCCGGGCAGGGGACCCCUUCGGCUCAGCAGGCCACGAGGCCCACCCUCUUGAGCUGGGACGGGCUGUCGGCGGCCGACUUCGAGACCCUCCAGCGGGAGGUCGUCGGCACCCUCCGGUCCGAGGGGCUCCAGGCGCACCUCGCGCGCCUGGCCUCGGAGCACGAGGGGUGCAGGCACACCUACCUGAUCGCCGCGGCCCCCGUCGUGGAGGCCGUCCAGCGGGAGGUGCUCGCCCGCUUCGGCCUCCUGCAGCGCCCGGACGACCCGGCCGAGGCGGCCGCCCGGCUGCGGGAGCUCGAUGCCCAGCGGCAGCGCUCUUGGGGCGAGGGUGCCCAGCUCCAGGAGAGUUGUUCUCCCACAGCGACCGCGCGCUGCUCUGCGCCCUCGAGCGCAGCCAGUCCGCGGGUGCGCAGCAGUGAGCGCGCGGGAGGAAGUGGAGAAGCGAGGCGCGAUGAGCGCGGAAGAGAGAGAGAGAGAGAGAUGAAGACUGAUGAUGAUGUCGAUGAUCCGCUGCAGCUGAUACGCUCUGGAGCUCAAGCUGGAAAGCCGUCGGAGCCCGAACGCUUCUCUUGGUGCCUCGCUUUAGGGCGUGCCCUGUCGGCACCUGCAUCGCCGCCACGUGAGAGAGAGAGAGAGAGAGAGAGAGAGAGAGAGAGAUAG
This is a messenger RNA of Prorocentrum cordatum, 3354 nucleotides long. The record is from the annotation of a GenBank genome assembly. Lineage: Eukaryota; Dinophyceae; Prorocentrales; Prorocentraceae.